CAUUUUUUUUGUACCUCUACACGUCAUGGUAAUUCGUGUUUUCUGCGGAAGUUGACAGCAUUGCCAAUUAAAAAAAUACCCACAACAACGCAACGUGCUCACAAAAAAAAGAAGAAAAAAAAACGCGCUGGUGGAGAGAUGCGGGAAACUUCGGGAAGGAAGCCGUGAGUGCGUCACCGUCUCAAACCACCAACCAAGUGAUGAUAAUGUGCCCGUUCGGGCCCGAGUUUGUUUACAGUUGGGCACGCGCAGCUAGCAAACACUAUUGGUGUGCUAGCUUCACCUCAGCGCUGAUACCCGGGCCAGCUAUCCGCUGAUGUUUUACGUCAAAACCGUGCCAGCCCUCAAACGGGCGAGGGCGGACAUCCACUUUAAACGGUUAGUCUUAAACCGAGCAGUACGUUGCACCGUGACCUCCAGUUCGACGGCCCAGACGGAGCAUGACGGUGUCAGAAUCCGCGGCGGGUCAGAGUGUCCCGGACUGUCUGGGAGAGGAGGGAGAAGGAGAGAAGGCACCGCCGCCGCCGCCGCUGCUAAUGAGAUCUCCGUAGACUUUGAGCAGACCCGGGAGGCUUACAAGAGCAAAGACUCAUUAGAGCUUCUCAGAAGUUUGGUGGUUUUCAAACUUUGUUCAUAUGACUUCCUGGUUGAUAAGAACAAAGAGGUAAUGGAUCUGGCUAAGAAGAUUCUAGGCCAGAAAACCUUUGACCAGUUCAUGAAGAUGACAUUUUAUGGUCAGUUUGUGGCUGGUGAGGACCACAAUGACAUCAAGCCACUGAUUCAGAAGAACCACUCCUACGGCGUUGGCUCUGUCCUGGACUAUAGUGUUGAGGAAGACAUCAGUCAGGAGGAAGCGGAGCGGAAAGAAAUGGACUCAUGUGUGUCUGCUGCAGAGAAAGAGAACAUAGGCAAGGACCACAGAGAGAGAAAAUAUCAAGCGCACAAACAAUUCAGCGACCGCCGUGGGGGAGUGACCGGAGCCCGCACAUAUUUCUAUGCUGACGAGGCCAAAUGUGACCAACAUAUGGAAACCUUUAUCAAAUGCAUCAAAGCGUCUGGUGGGAGUUCAAUGGAUGGUUUUUCUGCCAUCAAAAUGACUGCACUAGGACGACCUCAGUUUCUGCUCCAGUUCUCAGAGGUGCUGGUGAAAUGGCGGCGGUUUUUCACCUUCCUAGCGUCACAGCAGGGUAAAGAUGGCUUGGAGGCCUUAGAGCAGAGGCUGGAGCUUACACAACUGCAGGAGUUCAUGACCAAACUGGGUGCAAAUGGUGACUUCUAUGGCUGGUUUAAAGGAAGGAAAGAGGACUCGACAGGAUGCAUUGACAUGCUUGACUGGAACAGCCUAAUAGAUGACAGAACAAAGAUAUCGGAUCUGCUUGUUGUUCCAAAUGUAGAGCUAGGUAAGCUGGAGCCUCUGCUGGGGAAGUUCACUGUAGAGGAGGAUCAACAAAUGAAGCGGAUGUUACAGCGUGUAGAUGUCUUGGCGAAGCAUGCCCUAGAGAGUGGUGUUCGUUUGAUGGUGGAUGCAGAGCAAACCUAUUUCCAGCCAGCCAUUAGCAGACUAACACUGGAGAUGCAGAGGACCUACAACGGAGAAAAGCCUGUCAUUUUCAACACCUAUCAAUGCUACCUAAAGGAGGCCUAUGACAAUGUAACUAUGGAUGUAGAAUUGUCUCGACGUGAGGGUUGGCACUUUGCUGCCAAGCUGGUGCGUGGGGCCUACAUGUAUCAGGAGCGAGAAAGGGCCAAAGAGAUUGGAUAUGAAGACCCUAUUAACCCUGACUAUGAGUCAACCAAUAGGAUGUACCACAGGUGUUUGGACUAUGUGUUGGAUGAGAUUGCACUCAACAGAAAAGCAAAUGUAAUGGUGGCUUCCCACAAUGAAGACACAGUGAAACACACCUUAACAAGAAUGAAUGAGCUGGGUCUCAUUCCCACAGAAAACAAGGUAUACUUUGGUCAGCUACUGGGCAUGUGUGAUCAAAUCAGCUUCCCACUGGGCCAGGCAGGCUUCCCUGUCUAUAAGUAUGUUCCCUAUGGACCAGUGAAUGAGGUAAUGCCCUACCUGUCUCGGAGAGCACAGGAGAACCGAGGCUUCAUGAAGGGGGCCCAGAAGGAGAGGGAACUGCUUUGGAAAGAGCUGAAACGGAGACUUGCCUCUGGAGAGCUUCUUUACAAACCAGUGUACUGAAAAGAACAAAAGAUUUAGUAAAGAUUAUUGAGGGUUUCUUUAUCUGGUUCUUUAGUUAGUGUCCAUCAUCAUAGCUGCCUGUGCUGUCUUUUUUAAGCACAUCUCUUGUUUUAAUCUAUAUUUUGAAGUUUGUUUGUUUUUUUUUACUGAUGGACUAUUUACAUAGGUCACUAGUUUUUCUUUUUCCUACUAGUGUUUUUCAGCAUUCUGCUCUUGCAGGAUUUUAUCCACCUUCACUCCAUUCACUCCUUCUGUUCUGCACCUCUACAUCCAUAAGCAUUUCUCAUUUUGUUUUCCCACUGUCUGUAGAGCUCUAAUAUCCAUCAUAUGGGCAACUUUACUGCUCCAGAAGGACUUCCUAAAAUGUCAACAAGACUGGGCUGGGCAUCUUUUUUUAUUGCUCUAUUUAUUUUCAAGGAGAACGGGAAUCAUAAGAAUAACAUGCUUGAUAUAAAUGUUAGCAAAGUAAACUAUAUAGGUAUAUCUACUGUAUAUGUGCUUCUCAGUACUGUAUGUUUGUUUUUGAGGUUGCACUGACAUUUUUAAAACAAUACAAGUUUAUGUGUCAUGAAGAAGUAUAACUGCCUCAUCAAAGCACAUCUCUCUUCUUCAUCCUUGUUAUUAUAUUCACUAGGAGAAGUUAUAUUUUUGCCCACAGUAUGUGUUCUAUACUCAGACUGAAAGUUUCCCCAAUUUUGGUCAAUUCAUGUCCAAAUCUUGAUUUUAAAUCCAACUCUUAACUUAAUUCAGAUCAAUCCCAGAUCUCUUAACCAUCUGUCUGCUCAGUCUCAUAAGUAAUUGUUAAACAUAUAGUUUUUAAUUCUUGAUCAAUCUUUUUGAUGAUGAGCUUUGUAACUGUAAAGCAAAUACAAUAAUAUCAACAAUAAUUUCAUCCUAUUAGUCUUAAAAGGUUGAUUAAGUAUUUUCUUGGCUUUAUCACUGAAGUGUAUCUCCGUUAUAGUUUCCUACCUAUUAAUAGUUUUCUUCCCUUCCUGUGAUUGUGGUUCUGUUUCUAUGGUUAAUAGGCCGAGUACUGAUGCCAUGCUGGUGGAGAAGUGAACGUUUAAAUCUGGGUCUCUGUUAUAUUGGAAUUGUUGAGGCUCUUUCUCGUUGUUUGUGGCUUGUUGAUGUGGGCACUUUGUCUUGUUUCUCCAUUUUGACUGAUCUACAGCAUGCCCUUAUCCAUUUGGGGUGUCUAUAAAGCAAGCUAAAUCUGGUCUCAAGAGGCUGAAAGCCCCCUGAAUCUGGCAUUGAUAUCUGUUUUUCUGGUCUGUCUGACAGACUGGACCUCUUACAACAAAGAUACCUCCUAGCAUGUUGGAGCACUAUCUAUUACAUUAGACAACUGUGUGCAAUUCUGAUUUUUGACAAUGUAAAUAUGUUUAACUCAGAAUGUAUUUGUUGAAUUUGCAUCUUACCAAAUAUGCUUGUGAAAUUGCUAAAUAUGUGAAUAUAAAGUAUGUGAAGUCAUGCA
Pundamilia nyererei is the source of this 3665-nucleotide messenger RNA. RefSeq names its product proline dehydrogenase (oxidase) 1b (gene prodhb). Gene Ontology annotation, cellular component: mitochondrion. The transcript has 14 exons. NCBI's taxonomy places the organism in Eukaryota, Metazoa, Chordata, Actinopteri, Cichliformes, Cichlidae. Bases 317 to 2191 code for a protein of 624 amino acids. The record is from RefSeq and is a predicted model, not a curated record. Gene Ontology annotation, molecular function: proline dehydrogenase activity; FAD binding.